This is a messenger RNA of Lactuca saligna, 360 nucleotides long. Lineage: Eukaryota; Viridiplantae; Streptophyta; Magnoliopsida; Asterales; Asteraceae. The record is from the annotation of a GenBank genome assembly.
AUGAGUUGCGCAGUUCGAGAACGUGAAGAACACACAAACAGUUGUGGUUGUGGCUCCGAGUCACGUCAAACGGAUGACACUCUUCUGCACUAUCGUCGUCGGUCUUCUGCACCAUCAAAUAGAGAUAGUGGCGGUGGUUUCCGGCAAGGAAGAGAGUUAUCGAUGUUGAUUUCCAUUGAGAAAGAGGGAGAUGGAGAGUUUGGGGGUGAGGGGUUGAGCCGAUGGAGUAUGUACGCUAGGGAGGUUAAAGGGUUGUGGGCUCAACAGAUCUCAUUUUCAGGUUGCAUCUGUGCUGCUGAAUCUUCACAAGAACGAAAAGCCUGUACAAAUUUCCAUCCUCGAGGGCUUGAAAUCGAAUGA